UUGUCAAAAUUUUGUGUUUUGGACUACAAUCCAUGUUUUAGACCGUUGCGGAUUGACUGCAGAUCACGAAAAAGAUGCCUCUCAACUGGUAUUUAUUGAAAUCGACCGGGUCGAUGACCAGGGCCAACACCUAUGUUCGAAAGUUCACGGAAGGAUCAGAGCGCAGCGGGGUGCUCAGCACAGCCCCCAAAGAAUUCAAGAAGAAGUCAAAUGCUGCGAUCAGGAUCUCGGAAUUGGAUAACAUUUCCAACAUGUCCUCCGCUUCUCGGAGAAGCAAGAGGUUGAGCAACCGUUCGGGGCAGUUGAAAGAGCCCAAGAAUUCCCAAACGCUCGAAAAGUGUCCUUUGCAAUCCAAUUCCUGGCCCAAAAAGGAGCCAGUUGUCCAGGACUCUCCGCAUAUGCGGGAGUUUUUCAAUGAGGUGAAAGAGCGGGAGCUAAAAUCUUACUAUCUACGGAUGAGGGCUGAACAAAGAUAUAAAAAAGUGUCCCAUUUGUGUUCCGAUUGUGGUCUGCCCAAGCGAGAUAAGAAGGAUCUCGCCCAGAACAUUUACUGCACGGGAGAUAAGAACUUGAGGCGAAGUAAAAAUUAUGAUCGGUACAGGGAUCUCACUUGGUUGUGGACCUCCUCCGUGGCCUAUCCGCACUCAGCACUGAGUUGUGGAGGCGGUGGAGGUGGUUCCAUCUAUGUGUGA
Molecule: messenger RNA, 692 nt
Organism: Drosophila takahashii
Lineage: Eukaryota; Metazoa; Arthropoda; Insecta; Diptera; Drosophilidae
Source: RefSeq, a predicted model, not a curated record